Molecule: messenger RNA, 1266 nt
Organism: Glycine soja
Lineage: Eukaryota; Viridiplantae; Streptophyta; Magnoliopsida; Fabales; Fabaceae
Exons: 7
Coding region: 316-1053 (245 amino acids)
Source: RefSeq, a predicted model, not a curated record
AAAAGUCCAAUGUAUGUGUCCACACGCAGCCAGCAAAAAUCUCUCGAACCCUUGAGCUUCCACGCAGCCAGCAAAAAUCUCUUGAAUCCUUGAGCUUCCACGCAGCAAGCUCGAUCUCUCGAACUUCCACCGCCACCCUCCGUCAACAAGUUUGCCUUCCCUUGGUGAAGAGCUCCGUCGAAGUGCAUCAUCUCUCUCUCACUUGUGGCAUCGUGUGUCUCAUUGGGCAGAAACCCUAGGCCCCAAUCCCGUGAAGGAUAAGAAGGAAUAAUGGUUAAUCCGCUUAGUUCUGUUAUGAUGUAGAGAAGAAGAAGAAUGGCGGCGAUAACGGCAACAACAAGGAGAACGAAGACUCCACCAUCACCUAAAGCAUUCAAGCAUGUUUCUUUCUGUGGAGUUGUCUGUGGUAUCCAUCCCCACAUAUUCUCAUUUCAAUUUGCAUUUGCAUUUCAUUUGGCACUUUGUUUCUUUCAGGAAGCUUCGUUUAGGCAUCGAUGGCCUCGUUCGAUGAAACUCCUCCCAGAAACUCCAAGAACGGCGAGAAGAUCUUCAAAACCAAGUGCGCUCAGUGCCACACCAUCGACAAAGGUGCCGACAACAAACAAGGUUCAAGAGUUACUCUGUAUUGAUGUUGAGGGAAACAUUAUGCUUGUUGAGACAUACCAAACUUUCUCAGCCUACACCAUUGAAGAAUGUGGCAGAAAAAUUGGACUGAUGGCGCAAAUUCUGCUCCAUGGGACUCUUCACGCCACUGUCUAUGAAGUCGAUAAGCUCAAAAUUGGUGGAGGCAACUUUUUAACCAAGAUGGGUUCGAAGAUGGCUAUAGUGAUCGUAGCCUUGUUCGCCGUGCUCCUUUUCAUCUCCCCAGAGGUGGCAUGCAGGGAUUUCAAAGAGGAGCUAGGUGAGGUUGUCAAAGAGACUAAUGAGGAGAGUGAUGCCAGAUUAGCCGGUAGUGGUGGUGGUGACCUUGAUCUGUCUCAUGGUCCGUGGAUAGGAAAUUGCCGUCGUGAAAGGCACGUUCCUGAUCGCCCGAGCCGACCGCGAGCUUAUUAACAAUUGAGACAAUGUAUACAGUUCUACGUACUAAAUAAUAUAUUUCAUGAAUAAAAUCUGGUGUUGUAUGUGAGAGGCAUGCACAGACAGCAAGGCCUGUCUUUCUUACCACUAGAGAUAUAUUUCAAAAACAGAAAUAAUGUUGAAUAAUACGAUUGUGCCGUUGUGACAAGUUUAAGACCAAACUCAAAUAUAUACUGUAAUAGUUUGUCA